AUGUUCUUCUCUCUCAAUGAAAUAGUGCAAUGGAUUGGACUAACUGUGUUUGAAAUAUGGAUUAAUUUGAUAACAAUCACAAUUUUCUCUGCCCUGUUAGCUCUUAAAAUAGAUGGUGUUGUUAAUAGUGCUUGGUGGACAGUAUUUGCACCAUUGUUUGUGAGUGAUGCAAUGAAUGCAUAUUUUUGUUGUAUUGUUUGCAUUCGGAUGACAUUACAGAGUUAUAAAGCCUCAAUAUACAGAGCUUGUUGGAGUUGUAUAUUCCUUGGUUUAACUUUUGUAUUCAAAUUUUUAUUAUGCCGGAAGCUUCAAGGUGAUUCAGCCAUAGAAUACAGUGAAGUUUUUGCACCAUUAUUUAUAUUGCUACAGUUAAUAGCUGUAAGGGCUUGUCAAUUACACCAGUAAUUAAGUA
Messenger RNA from Leptidea sinapis, 412 nucleotides. Its product is annotated as transmembrane protein 203. The transcript has a single exon. Gene Ontology annotation, biological process: intracellular calcium ion homeostasis. Lineage: Eukaryota; Metazoa; Arthropoda; Insecta; Lepidoptera; Pieridae. Gene Ontology annotation, cellular component: endoplasmic reticulum. The record is from RefSeq and is a predicted model, not a curated record. The coding region runs from base 1 to 405 and encodes 134 amino acids.